Molecule: messenger RNA, 582 nt
Organism: Encephalitozoon cuniculi GB-M1
Lineage: Eukaryota; Fungi; Microsporidia; Unikaryonidae
Exons: 1
Coding region: 1-582 (193 amino acids)
Biological process (GO): regulation of DNA-templated transcription
Molecular function (GO): DNA binding
Source: RefSeq, marked provisional
AUGAUGCGGCACAUAAACGAGAUACUAAUAGCAAAAGAAAAAUAUUUUCAAAGUAGUAUAAACGAUCAUGAUUUGAAAGAAAUUAUACUUAAAAUUCAACAAGACUGUAUAACCUAUCACAGUACGGAUCUACUUGGGAGCAGUUUGUUACACAAGCUGAUAUUGAUUUUGAUUAUUGAGAAAUUUAAAAGCUUAUUGCUAUUUGAAAAGAACAUCAUUUCUAUCUUUGAUUUAGAGUGUGUUAAUUUUCAAGAAGAAAUGAAUAGUAUCAUGUAUGUGAUGAAUGAAGUAGAAAAGCAGUAUUUACGUUCAGACAAAUUUUCUACGCAUAAUCAUUCACUAACAGGUGGUUUAUUUGCAAGCAACUCGGUCAUUAGAAGGAUCAAUUUUCCAAAAGAAAUAUCUAAAAUUCUAAGAAAAUGGUUAAAGAAACAUCUUACCUAUCCUUAUCCAUCCAAGAUAGAAAAAAAAAUGCUUUCUAAAGAAACUGGUUUAAAGUUGUCCCAGAUAGACAAUUGGUUUGCAAACGCGAGAAGACGUAUAUUACCAUUUAUGAAGGAGAAGUUUAUCGAUUUUGAUUAG